Molecule: messenger RNA, 1578 nt
Organism: Oryza brachyantha (malo sina)
Lineage: Eukaryota; Viridiplantae; Streptophyta; Magnoliopsida; Poales; Poaceae
Product: thaumatin-like protein 1b
Exons: 2
Coding region: 81-1079 (332 amino acids)
Biological process (GO): defense response
Cellular component (GO): extracellular region
Source: RefSeq, a predicted model, not a curated record
CCAGGCAACCUCCAGCCAACACCGACCACCUGCAUCUCGAGCUCGCAAUAAGUUCUUGGAUCAGUUGGUCAAGAAGCGUAAUGGCGGCGGCUCACCACCUCUCGUCGUCGGUGCUGCCCAUGGUGGCGGCGGUGGUGUUCGUCUUCUUGGUACCGCGGCUGCGGGGUGCCCGCGCGGCCACGUUCACCAUCACCAAUAACUGUGGGUACACGGUGUGGCCGGGGCUGCUGUCCAGCGCCGGGUCGGCGCCGCUGUCCACGACGGGGUUCGCGCUCGCGCCGGGGGCGUCGCAGGCGGUGCCGGCGCCGUCGGGGUGGUCGGGCCGCAUGUGGGGGCGGACGCUCUGCGCGGCGUCGUCCGCCGACGGCGCCGGGAAGUUCGCGUGCGCCACGGGGGACUGUGGGUCCGGCGACGUGCAGUGCAACGGCGGCGGGGCGGCGCCGCCGGCCACGCUGGCCGAGUUCACGCUCGACGGCAGCGGCGGCCUCGACUUCUUCGACGUCAGCCUCGUCGACGGCUACAACCUGCCCAUGCUCGUCACCCCACUCGGCGCCUCCGCCUCCUCCUCCGCCCCCAGCUCCGGCAAGUGCGCGGCGACGGGGUGCGUGGCGGAGCUGAAUGGCGCGUGCCCGGCCGACCUGCGCGUGGCGUCCACCACGUCGGCCUCGCCGGUGGCGUGCCGGAGCGCGUGCGAGGCGUUCGGCUCCGCCGAGUACUGCUGCAGCGGCGCCUACGGCAACCCCAACACCUGCCGGCCGUCGGCCUACUCCCAGUUCUUCAAAUCGGCGUGCCCGCGAGCCUACAGCUACGCCUACGACGACUCGACCUCCACCUUCACCUGCGCCGCCGGCGCCACCGAUUACUCCAUCACCUUCUGCCCCGCCGCUCCGACGAGCGUGAAGUCGUCGGGGCAGAACCCGCAGGCCGCCGGGCUGCAGCAGCUCAACGACACCAUGAUCUACUUCGGCGGCGGCGGCGGCGGCCCGAAUUCCAGCGGCGCAACGACGGCGUCGUCGCGCUCUCCAAUGGCCGCCGCCGCCGCCGCCUUGGUCGCCGUCGCUGUCGCCGCGCUGCUCUGAGCCGCCACGGCGUCAACUGUCUACAGGGUGGCGCAACUGAAGCACGUUGCGUGCCACUGCACGGUGGGGCCCCUUGGAGGGAAGACGGUGUUGACCGAGCAGUCACAGGGUCGACCUGAUCGACGCCUGAUGCUUUUUUUCUCUUCCUAUUUUGCGAUUACACCUUGGAGUAUAGACGCUAGCGUAGCUUACCAUUCAUUAUUAUUUUAGUAUAUCUUUUAAUUAUUUUUUGCCAGCGCUUUUAGUGUGUAUUUAAUUAUUGGUUUUGUUGACGGAGGAUUCGUUCAUUCUUUUUACACCAAAACCAGCUCAUGUAUGAUGUAUGUAGAUGACAGAUUUGAUUAGAAUGCAGAGACUAGGAUAGUUCCAGUCCUUUGGACUAAAAGGAAAAAGAAACAUUCUUCUCACACUGUGCAUCGAAUAUUGAGGGGUUUCCAUGCUUUUCUUACACGGAAAAUACACCAUUAUAUUCUUCUCGAAAACGAAAAUUAAGAUGCUA